AUGAAGAUCGCCACGACGCUUUUUUUCUUCGUGGUCGUGGGGUGCACGUGGCGAGAGUCAACGAGUACGCUACCGUGCGUUGUUGAAUCGGAUUUUGGUUUCACGUUAGUCUGCUCCUUCAAAAAAUCGGGCAUCUUUCGGAUCCGUAAUCUCGGAGGCUUCAAGGGCUACUUUGGUCUUGGUUUUACAGUUGGUGACGAGCUUGGGUUCCAGGACUCUUUGACGAAUUUGGAGGUCAGUCGAAGACGCAGCGUACAAACCAGCCGGAGUGGCAUUCCCGGCCUGCAUCCCAAUGUGGUAAGAGAGCCCAACAGCUCAUAUAUACAUAUACACCAAACCUCACGUUACAGCUUCGCGCGUAUCCGCAACCGGAUGGCCGUGCCGCCCUUCAAGCCCCUGCCUCCAGGCGCCUCGCGACCCAUGGCUCAGCAACCCGAACGCCAGCGGCUGGUCGUCCAGCAGAACUUCACGUCCUCGGCAACGGCCCCGAGACUACCCACUGCUUCGCAGAUGAUCAACAACGCUCUGCUGCAGGAGGAGGCGUUCAAGCAGCAGCAGCAGCGCGCCCAGCAGGAAGCCAAAAUGAGGGAGCAGCAGCGCCUUCAGCAGGAAAUGCUCGCCAUGCAAGUGCUCAAGCAGCAAAGGCAACAGCAACAGGAGGCCAUGAAGUUUCAGAGACAACAGCAGCAGGUGCAGUUCCCGCAACAGGCUCUACCGAUGGCCAUGAAGAGGACACAGCAAUCGUCAGGACCGGCCAGGAUGCCAAGCAUCGUCGCAGCUGUCCCGCAGUCAGGUGGCACCAGUCUCGACAAGAUCCUCCAGAUGCAGAACAAGCCCAUGGUCGUGAUGGCGAUACCUCCAGCCUUCGUUAGAAUGCCCGAGUCGGCAGCUCAAUUGACUGACCGCAUCAGCAACAGCCCGACCAUCCUCGAGGAGUCGGUCAACGAGGUCGCCCCAAAGGACGAUGCGAGCCAGAUCAAGCUGAAGUUGCCAUCGAGCGACGAUAUGGCAUCAUCGGUCAACCAAAUGACGCUCAUGUCCCUGCAACCCAUCGCCUCGGUGGAAAACCCACAGGCACAAACGCAGGAAAAACGUCAGUCGAUGCCGUCGUUACCGUCACUUGCGCCGAUUCAAGGCAUGGAAACGUCGCUCAAAGCUUUGGCUGAGGCCAGCAACAUCACCCUCGAGGCUCUCGAGGCAGCCAUUCUUCUGAGACAACAGCAACUACUGGAAAAACAGCAGGGACCAGCCACAACCACCACGACGACUACAAGCGCACCCGUUAAAAAGCCAAACAAUGUUUCCGGAGCCACGAAAGUGAUGAACGCACCACGGGAAUACUAUCCCGUUGGCUACGACAAGAACUUUGACGACAACUUUGCCAGUCGCGUGGAUCUCCCCGAUACCAGUUUCUAUUGCGGAGACCAGAAGCAUUUCCCAGGACUUUACGCUGACGAAGACCUCGGAUGCAUGGUGUUCCACGUGUGCGCGUUGACGGACGACGGUUUGAUCAUGAAGAGCUUCCUGUGUCCCGAGUCGACCCUCUUCGACCAGACAAUUCUCAAGUGCAACUGGUGGUUCUACAUCGACUGCAAGACCUCGAAGGGCCUUUACGACAGCAACAUCCCCAUCAGCAAGAGCUACCAGCUCAUGAAGGCGCUGGCUUUCUUCUCUGCCUACAAGAGCCACGACAAUUCGACGCAAAUCGCGAAUAACGGGGACUCUUAA
Molecule: messenger RNA, 1728 nt
Organism: Copidosoma floridanum
Lineage: Eukaryota; Metazoa; Arthropoda; Insecta; Hymenoptera; Encyrtidae
Gene: mtg
Product: mind the gap
Cellular component (GO): extracellular region
Molecular function (GO): chitin binding
Source: RefSeq, a predicted model, not a curated record